Molecule: messenger RNA, 489 nt
Organism: Cydia fagiglandana
Lineage: Eukaryota; Metazoa; Arthropoda; Insecta; Lepidoptera; Tortricidae
Exons: 2
Coding region: 14-427 (137 amino acids)
Source: RefSeq, a predicted model, not a curated record
AUCAAUAGGCGCCAUGCGCGUUCAAUCUCUAUAUUUCUUAUCGAAUUUCAUACUCACAUAUACCGCAGCCUACAUCACGUCAGUGUGCAUAAAAAAAAACGAGGAGUUUUCCAUGUGUGCGUGGAAAUGUGCUCCGACUUGCGUGAAUAUUAAGAUGUUGUCGGCGAACGCUACUUGCCCGCUCCCUUGGGCUUGCCAUGUUGGCUGCCGAUGCGCCCCUGGGUUCCUCAGGGAUGAGUGGUCGAAGGAGUGCGUUAUGGUUAUGGAUUGUCCAGAAUACGACACGUGUCCCCCCGGGGAGAGCAUGGGCUACUUCAUGCAGUGCAUGCGGCCUAUGAAGACUAGCCGCUUCAACCAAUCGCAUUGGCAGAACUACCCUGACCCACGGGAAUCCACAACGGCUAAAGAUUAUGAAUAUUUAAUUUGACGUACUCGCUUUUGACGCCGCGCGCGCAUCCCUAAAAUGACGCUCGGAUAGCUAUUUUAAGC